Messenger RNA from Scleropages formosus (Asian bonytongue), 2147 nucleotides. Its product is annotated as retinal Mueller cells isomerohydrolase-like. The record is from RefSeq and is a predicted model, not a curated record. Bases 44 to 1693 code for a protein of 549 amino acids. Gene Ontology annotation, biological process: retinal metabolic process; zeaxanthin biosynthetic process. Lineage: Eukaryota; Metazoa; Chordata; Actinopteri; Osteoglossiformes; Osteoglossidae. The transcript is spliced from 14 exons. Gene Ontology annotation, molecular function: beta-carotene 15,15'-dioxygenase activity; retinol isomerase activity; all-trans-retinyl-ester hydrolase, 11-cis retinol forming activity.
UCACAGCGGAGUCUGGGAAGGCAACUCUAAGUAUAAAUGGUCCAUGUUUCUUACAGACAAGAGAGGCAAACGGUCAGUUUCACACAGGAAAAUGGUUAGCCGAGUUGAACACCCUGCUGGUGGCUACAAGAAAAUUUUUGAGACGUGCAAAGAACUAGCAGAGCCCAUUGAAGCACAAGUUACAGGCCAGGUUCCCCAGUGGCUGACAGGAAGCCUGCUGCGUGUGGGUCCUGGCAUGUUCGAGGUGGGAGACCAGGCCUUCCAUCACCUUUUCGAUGGCCAAGCCCUCAUACACAAGUUUGACUUGAAGAACGGCAAAGUCACCUACUACAGAAAAUUUGUGAGAACCGAUGCUUAUGUGCGAGCCAUGACAGAGAAUCGGGUGGUCAUCACAGAGUUUGGCACCACUGCUUACCCAGAUCCUUGCAAAAACAUCUUCUCUAGGUUUUUCACAUAUUUCCAAGGCAUUGAAGUCACAGACAACUGCCUAGUGAACAUAUAUCCAAUUGGCGAAGAUUUCUACGCAUGUACAGAAACAAACUACAUCACAAAAAUCAACCCAGAGACUCUCGAGACACUAACAAAGGUCGAUCUUUGUAACUACCUGUCCGUCAAUGGGGUCACAGCUCAUCCUCAUAUCGAAAAGGACGGCACUGUGUACAACAUUGGAAACUGUUUUGGGAAGAACAUGACUCUCGCCUAUAAUGUUGUCAAAAUUCCACCCAUUCAGAAAGACAAGUCAGAUCCGAUUGAGAAAUCCAGAGUUGUGGUCCAGUUUCCCAGCAGUGAGCACUUCAAGCCUUCUUACGUACACAGCUUUGGAAUCACAGAAAACUACUUUGUCUUUGUUGAGACUCCAGUAAAGAUCAACCUGCUGAAAUUCCUUAGUGCCUGGGCAAUACGGGGCACCAACUACAUGGAUUGCUUUGAGUCUAACGAAACCAUGGGUACUUGGUUCCAUCUGGCCAGCAAGAACCCAGGGGAAUAUAAAGAUUAUAAAUUCAGGACUUCUGCCUUCAAUCUGUUCCAUCACAUCAACUGCUAUGAGGACCAAGACUUUAUUGUUGUUGACCUAUGCACGUGGAAAGGGUUUGACUUUGUGUACAACUACCUUUACCUGGCAAACCUCCGCAACAAUUGGGAGGAGGUAAAGAAAUCAGCCAUUAUGGCUCCUCAGCCAGAGGUGAGGAGAUAUGUCCUCCCUCUCACAGUGGACAAGCAGAAGGCAAAGGGAAAGAACCUCGUUUCAUUAACCUACACCACGGCUAUUGCGGUCCUGCGCAGCGAUGGAACGAUCUGGCUGGAACCAGAGGUUUUGUUUUCUGGCCCCCGUCAGGCCUUUGAAUUCCCCCAGAUUAAUUAUAACAGAUUCAACGGAAAGGACUACAUGUAUGCCUAUGGACUUGGUCUCAACCAUUUCAUCCCAGACAGGAUUUGCAAACUGAAUGUAAAAACGAAGGAAAUAUGGGUCUGGCAGGAACCAGACUCUUAUCCCUCUGAGCCACUGUUUGUGCAGACUCCUGGCAGGCUGGAAGAGGAUGAUGGGGUUCUGCUGUCCAUUGUGGUCAGCCCUGGGGCGGCCCAAAGGCCAGGCUACCUCCUGAUUCUCAAUGCCAGGGACCUGACAGAGAUCGCCCGGGCUGAGGUGGAGGUCACCUUUCCCGUGACCUUUCACGGCAUAUACAAAACUUAAUCUCACCGAGACACAGAAGAAUCACUCCAGAGGACUGUCAGGCUUUACUCCAACUUCAAACCCCAACUAGGCAUCAGCCAAGGUGUUUUCUUCUUAUAGCCUACUUGUUGUCCAUUCUUAGUGAUUACAAUAACAGUAAUAGUUUUAAAUUUACUGCUACUUCAAGUGUCGAGAUGUGACUUAUAAAACUAAAAUUGAACAAAUAAGAGGCCAGCAAAAAAAAUUGUCCAGUAUUUAAUGAAAAAACCUUUGUUUAAAGAGAUUACCUACAUAUUUUGUAAUAGAUGUUAACUGGUAUGUUUAUCCUAAAUCUAUCCAUUAUAUCAGUUAAUUUUGAAAGUAGGUCUUCUAAAAGAACGUGUAGACCAUUAUAUGUAUACAUUUAUUCUUUAUUCUUUUAAAUCUAUUAUCCUUUUAUUUAGAUCAUUUAAAACACUUUUUUUCCCCCCCAAAA